AAUACCUGUAGUAAUUUUUGCUGUCUUCUGUCUGGCCAGGAAGUGGUUAUAGUAAGUGCCACAAGAACGCCCAUUGGAUCCUUUCUGGGCAGCCUUUCAUCCUUGCCAGCCACUCAGCUUGGUUCCAUUGCAAUUCAGGGAGCCAUUGAAAAGGCAGGGAUUCCAAAGGAAGAAGUGAAGGAGGCGUACAUGGGGAAUGUGCUACAAGGAGGCUCGGGACAGGCCCCUACAAGGCAAGCGGUCUUGGGCGCAGGGUUACCUAUCUCUACCCCGUGCACCACUGUGAACAAAGUCUGCGCUUCAGGAAUGAAAGCCAUCAUGAUGGCCUCUCAGAGUCUUAUGUGUGGACAUCAGGACGUGAUGGUGGCAGGGGGCAUGGAGAGCAUGUCCAAUGUGCCCUACGUGAUGAACAGAGGCGCGACGCCGUACGGAGGGGUGAAGCUGGAAGACCUGAUAGUGAAAGAUGGGCUAACUGAUGUCUACAAUAAGAUUCACAUGGGUAACUGUGCUGAGAAUACUGCAAAGAAGCUGAACAUCACAAGAGAUGAACAGGAUACUUACGCUAUAAGCUCUUACACCAGGAGCAGAACAGCAUGGGAAGCUGGAAAAUUCGGAAACGAAAUUAUUCCGGUCACAAUUGCAGUAAAAGGUAAACCAGAUGUAGUGGUAAAAGAAGAUGAAGAAUACAAGCGUGUUGAUUUCAGUAAAGUUCCGAAGCUGAAGACAGUUUUCCAAAAAGAAAAUGGCACCGUAACAGCGGCCAACGCCAGCACGCUGAAUGAUGGGGCAGCUGCCGUGGUCCUGAUGACUGCAGAGGCAGCCAAGAGGCUCAACGUUAAGCCGCUGGCCAGAAUAGCAGCGUUUGCGGAUGCCGCUGUGGACCCCAUUGACUUUCCGGUUGCGCCUGCCUAUGCUGUGCCCAAGGUACCGGCCACCACUGUGUGCAGACUGCUGGUUUGCAUGUGAUAAGGUCACAGUUUC
Molecule: messenger RNA, 981 nt
Organism: Octodon degus (degu)
Lineage: Eukaryota; Metazoa; Chordata; Mammalia; Rodentia; Octodontidae
Product: acetyl-CoA acetyltransferase, mitochondrial-like
Exons: 8
Biological process (GO): fatty acid beta-oxidation
Molecular function (GO): acetyl-CoA C-acetyltransferase activity
Source: RefSeq, a predicted model, not a curated record